Molecule: messenger RNA, 2013 nt
Organism: Yamadazyma jaroonii
Lineage: Eukaryota; Fungi; Ascomycota; Pichiomycetes; Serinales; Debaryomycetaceae
Source: the annotation of a GenBank genome assembly
AUGGAAGAAAAUAAGGAAAAUAAUCACAGCAUAUCCAAAUUCAUGAAUCCAUUGCAACCUUCGCCGGUAUUCAAUGUGGAUGGUGGAAAUUUUUCAAUAAGUAAUCGAACACCUGAUAGUGUUGGUGAAAAAGCUGCGAAUGAACAACCUCAACAUGGUAAGACUGCAAAUUCCAUGAAUACCGAUGAAUCUCGUGAUUCAUCAAGACCAUCAUCAAUGAUGACUAAUAAAGAUGCAAGUUUCACUGAAGCUGAGGUAGGAAGUAAUGAUACCCCCGAAAUAGUUGAAAUUGAGCUGAACGAGAAUGUUGCAAAUAAAAUAAACAUCAAUAAUAACCAUGACACCGUAUCCAAGAGUGAAGAAAUAGAACAAUCGAAGGAGGAAACUGAAUCAAAAGGAAUUGAAAUACCCCCUGAAAGUUUCGCUAGUACUCUUACCAAUGGAAAGUUCAGUCUUGACCAAAUAAUACAUUUAUUGUCUUUAGGUUAUCCUAACAAUAUUGAACAGUAUAGUGAACAUUUAUAUAAGGUUUUGUCACUUCUUUAUGAAGACAAUUGCUUAAACCAAAAACAAUCAAAUGACUUGAAGGACAAAUUAUUCGAGUUAUACAAUAAUUUACCUUGUUUUAUUGAUUUUAAAAACCCCAUGGCUUCAAAGUUAUAUUUGGUCAUAAAUAAGAAUUUUGAUAUUUUGAUCAAGAUUUCCAUCAAUAAUGAUUCUAACAGUUUGUUGUUAUCCACUAAUUCAAUCAGAUUCUUAACAAAUGUGAUAAUGAGUUUGAAUUAUUGGGAAAUUUAUAAUCUAUUGAAUUGGAAACCUUCUAUUUAUCAUUUUUUACAAAUUAUUCAAUUCGAUUUAAAUGAGUGUUACCUAAAAUUCUUAAGUGAUUAUUCAAGUUAUAAUUAUCAACAAUCAACAGUUUUAUACAAUAGGGAGAAUAUAGGUAACAGGUCAACUAAACGAGUAAGUCAAAUAAUAGAAGAGCAAGAAAAUGACAAAGUCAGAACUCAAGAACUCACAGAAGCUGAUUAUCCUCCCCCCAAACGUCAAUACCGUCGUCAAAGUCAACAAUCUACCAGAUCUAGUGUUGAUUAUUCAAAAGAUAAUGAUGAUAAUGAUGAAGGUAAUGAAGCAGAUCCCACUUUGAUAAAUUUGAUGAAUGAAAGCGGAGCUUUACAAUUCAAAGGAAGAGUUAUUGGUGAUGCCAACAAUAUUCAAAGCAUGGAACUCUUAUCGCUCGACGGCUCUUCCACAGGUAUGAUAGCACAACUUGAUCCUAACACUAAUGACAGCUAUACAUAUCCAGUAGGGGCAGGGGGUAGAAAUUCACCUGAAAAGAAGAGAUUGAAAUUAGAACCCAAACAUGCCAGAAAAAUAAUCAAAAGAGCAAACUCCAGGCUUUCAACUAAAUCAUCAAAUUAUGAUCCUGAUGUGGUCCAUGAAUGUCAAUUAUCAUCGGCUGAUGAACCUAAUAAAUUAUGUUUGAGAAGAUUCUCAAGAAAGUAUGAAUUGAUUAGGCACCAAGAGACCGUUCAUUCCAAGAAGAAGAAAUUAUUCAAGUGUUAUGUUUGUGUGAAACAAAAUCCUUCAAUUGGACCAAGAAUAUUCACCAGACAUGAUACCUUAGCUAAACAUAUUAGAGUUAAUCAUAAAAUUUCUGGUAAGGAAGCCAAAUCAGAAGUAUCAUUUUCUAAAAAGCAUGCAGAAAUUGUUGAAGAGGGUGAUAUUACUGUUCAUGUUGGUAGACGUAAAACUAAAGUUGAUUUUGAAUUGAGAGCCCAUAUGGAACGUAAACGUGUAGCCAAAGAAAUGGGAAUGACUGAUGAAGAAUUCUAUGAAAGAGAAAGUGAAAUUCAAAUCGAUGAAAACAAAAUUCUAUUAGCUUUAGAAGAGGAAGAUAUUGAUGGGUUGGAUUACGAUAACCUCGAUGAUAUCGAAGAUAUGGAUACAAGUACUAUGUCGGUCGACAAGAAGCCAGAAAUACCCGGCUUUAAAGAAGCUGAGGCAAGUUAA